Mycena citricolor is the source of this 2341-nucleotide messenger RNA. The record is from the annotation of a GenBank genome assembly. NCBI's taxonomy places the organism in Eukaryota, Fungi, Basidiomycota, Agaricomycetes, Agaricales, Mycenaceae.
AUGUCACGCGGCAUAUCCCGAUCUAUCCCACUUGAACUUUUUACUCGGACAGCUCGCGCUUUGACAUUGGAGCUCCCCGCUUUGCCUGUUGAACGCUGUAUCCGGACUUUCGAAUUUCCUAGAGUUAACCUAAUCAUGACCUUGCUAUCUUUACCUUCUGAAAUACUGACCACCGUAUUCCUCUCACUGGAUGCGCGCUCUGCGACUAGAUUAUCAGAGGUUUCCAGGAAAUGCUUCCAAGUCUUACGGUCCUCGUCUGCCGUGCAGUACCAAAUACUUCUCGAGUUGUCUGACAUGCAUGAUUCUCCUUGCCCGAGUCCAGUUGGAUCAGCUGCACGUCUCGAACUUCUCAAGGCUCGCGAAGCGGCAUGGGCCACCAUCCAGUGUGAUUCGCAAACGACAAUGCAGAUCCAGAUGGGCGACAGAUUCUGGGACAUGAUAGGAAAUGUGAUCGCUACAUGCAAGGAUUCGACCUUCACCUUCACGCGACUCCCCUCGCCAUCGCGCGGAAUACCUCAACUACACUGGUCAACCGACCUGCCCCCUGAUAUUGAUCAUCCGGGCGAUUUCACGAUGGACUUUUCGCAAGACUUGCUGGUGGUGAUCCAAGAGAAGGAGCCUGUCGGACCAUGUUUACUUUCGAUGAAAACUGGACUCCCUCAUCCGAUGGCCCAAAGCAGUCGGUUGACUCCCAGUAUCAUCUUCAAUGACGCUCCUUCGUAUCAAAUCCGCAUAUUCGGCGACUAUGUCGCUGUCUUGUGGGAAUUCUUCGGCUCUGCCUCAAAUCGCUUGUCCGUUUGGAACUGGAAGUCCGGUGCUCUGAUGAAGUGUCUCUGCCGGGAUGAUAUCACUUCUUACGCAUUUCUGAACGAGUCUAUGCUGCUGGUUAGCAUUCUCGCUGGGCAGGUUGGCACUUGCCAGCUGUAUUCCGAGCUUUGGGUUGUUAAGCUGGACGGCCCGAUCGAAGUCAUGGUGCCCUGCCUGCGACUGGGCCUGCCUCAUCUCAGCCGUCGCUUCAAAGAUCCGGCCCUCGUUGACUUGCUCAUCAACACAGAGCCUUCUCCGUCAUGGCCAAGCGACACGACGUUCGAAGCUCCGUUUACGACAUCCCACCUGGACAGGCUUUUCGUUUUGUCCUUGGCCCGCUCAGACGGAUACGGGCCGGCCUACCUGCUCUGCAUUCGAUUAUCCGUGAUUUUUGACAUACUGUCGUUUCGGGCCGGUGAUCAAAUGAUCAGAUGGGAAGAUUGGGGCCCACCGCAGACGAGAAUGGUGAAAGUCGUCCAGCAGCCAGAUCCAUGGGUUUGUUUCGUAUAUGGCCAGCGGUGCGCCCUACUUUACGGGGACAAGUGCCAGAUCUUGGACCUCGCCUCCCAAUCGCGCCUCCCGAAACGGAUCACGCAUGAGACGGGAGUGGACGAGAGAUGUCGAUUUUUUUCCCAGCCCGUGGUCACCUCGGGGCCUUUCUCGCUACUUUCGGUCAGCAUUCCGCCGUCGGCUGCCGUCAUGUUGGCCGAGGAUGGGCUUAUCACAGUGUCGGUAAGUCCCAUCCCUACGUGUGCGAUGGAAUAUCCAAGCGAGGCCAGCCCGACAAAGAGGAUGUUCUUUUGGUCCACUCUGUGUGAUAUCCUUCAUGCCUCAAUGCGAAUGCUUGACAAAUGGAAAUCAUCUAUGAUCCUCCAAUACUGCCAGAACGAAUUCGUCGAGUCGUACUACCCCACCAUUGAAUCCACCUUUGCGAAGACCGUCAACUUCAAAGGUGCUGACUAUGACUGCGAAAUUCUGGACACCGCGGGACAGGACGAGUUCUCUAUUCUGAACUCGAAGCAUGCCAUCGGCAUACACGGCUACGUUCUCGUCUACUCGGUCACCUCCCGUACCUCCUUCGAGAUGAUCCAAAUCGUAUACGACAAGAUCAUCGACUUUUGUGGAGUGACGAACAUCCCUUGUGUCAUUGUGGGCUCCAAGGUUGAUUUGGGCGCCAGUCGCCAAGUGAAUGCCGAUGAGGGGCAGAAACUUGCCAAGGCCAACGAAGCGGCUUGGGUAGAGACCAGUGCGAAGAGCAAUCUCAACAUCGGUGCGGUUUUUGAGCUAUGUUUGAGCGAGAUCGAGAAACGUUCUCCGAAUUCGGCUGAGCCGCCUGUGAAUCGGUGUCUUAUCAUGUAGACGCCGAGGAACCCGUUCCAACCAUAUGCACACAUAGACUAAGGCGUGAGGCGUUCAUGUAAAUUUUUACCGUUUUUACCUCACCCAUUACUCCCGUUGCCUACCGGCGGCUCCUAAUUGUCGUAUAAUGACGUCCUGUACCGUUUGCGUUCGUAUGCACAUCGUAUGCUACAGA